CGGUAUAAAUGUUCCGGCUUGUGUUAAAAAAACAAGGAAAACUUGUCAUGUGACCUGCGCAACGUCAAGGAACAUCUUCCCCGUGUCAGGUGCAGCGAUGUGGCUCGUGCAGGCGCUGCUGCUGUGGCUGCUGGCCAACAUCUCAGAGUCACAAGUGUCGCUGUCUGCCCCGGCGGAGGUGACGCUCCAAGAACGCUCCAGUGCCAACCUUACCAUCGCCUCCAGCAUGCCGCUUCCGCAGCCGCUGGCGAUCCGUCUGAACGUCACCUACAGCUCCAAGGCCGACUCCUCGCGGAUCGUCAGCUUGCCGGAGCAGGUGACGCUGCCCGCCGCGGCCACGUCGGUCACGUUCACGGUGACGGCCAUCUCCGCCGGUCAGGUGACCGCCUACCUGCUGAGCAACGGCACGGAAAGCCACAGCUCGGUGUCCCGUCUGCGCUUCCUGGUGGUCCACAGCAAUGCGGUGGCGGUACUCAGCGAGGUCGUCGGGUGGUUCUACUUCCUGGCCUGGUCCGUGUCCUUCUACCCGCAAGUCUGGGAAAACUGGAGGCACAAGAGCGUGGUGGGCCUGAACUUUGACUACCUGGCGCUCAACCUGACGGGCUUCUUCGCCUACAGCGUCUUCAACGUCGGCCUCUUCUGGGUGGCGUCCGUCAAGGAGGAAUUCCUGCAGAGGAACCCCAACGGCAUCUACCCCGUCAAGGUCAACGACGUCUUCUUCAGCCUGCACGGCGUCCUGGUGUCUCUGUUCUGCGUGGGCCAGGCUGCCGUCUACGAGAGGGGGGGGCAGAAGGUGUCGUGGACGGCCCGCGUCCUGCUGCUGAUCGGCUGGUCGUUUGCGGGCGUCACCUCGUCGCUGGCCGUCUUCCGGCGCCUCGGCUGGCUGGACUACCUGUACUUCUUCUCCUACAUCAAGCUGGCCGUCACGCUGGUCAAGUACGUGCCGCAGGCCUUCAUGAACUACCGGCGAAAGAGCACGGACGGCUGGAGCAUCGGCAACGUGCUGCCGGACUUCACCGGCGGCCUGCUCAGCAUCUUGCAGAUGAUCUUGGAGUCCUACAACAACGACGAGUGGCGCCUGAUCUUCGGGGACCCCACCAAGUUCGGCCUGGGUCUCUUCUCGAUGCUCUUCGACGUGCUCUUCAUCGUUCAGCAUUACUGCUUGUACCGCUCGCAAUACCGGGAGAUCGAACGCAGGCGAAGCGAGUGAAGCGCCGCCUGACCUCCCCGCCGGCCCCUUGACCUCACGACCUGCUGACCUCCUGGAACUUUUAACGCACAAACGUGUUGGAAAAUAAACGUUUACAUGUGGAACAUGUUGGUAGUUCACUUUUUUGGGGGGGGAGUUUUCUUCCUCCCUUGCAGACUUUGUCAUCUCAAGCGGGUCUUCGUCUGUCGGCGGGUCCGAGCGGCAAAGGAUGAGGCCGCUGACGUCUUCUGGCGUCGUGUCGACAAAUCCUCCAUCCCUUAUGAUGCGAGCCGGCCUCGCCGCUGAGUGAUGAUCUUCGUCAGGAGCGAAGCCCGGAUCGCCGUGCGCCGCGUUCGGCCGUCAUUUCUUCCGGCUAGAAUUGAUGCUCUCGCUUUUCGUGUCCUUUCAUGCCUGCUGGAUAGGAGACAAACGUGAGGCAAUGCGGUAACUACGCCAGUACGCUUUCACGGUGAAUCCUUCGUUGUCGUCGUCCACCGGCGAGACGAGGCCCUCCGUCGUGGAGCGAGCGAGGCGCCGAUGACACCUUGAAUGUUCGGGGGCAGAAUCUCUACCGGCGUAUAUAUGCAGGGAAACCUCCUCUCUCGUGCAUCAACAUGAAACAACGCGUCUUUCCGCAAUAUGCCUGUCGAUAGGGCUGCAUUUUUUCUUUUUUGAAUGAUUUUUUUUUUUUUUUUGAUGAAUACCUAUUUUGGGAAAACCCGCGCAGCACUGAAGCCGCAAAACGUGAAGCGUGAAGUGAGAUUUUUUUUCUGGAUUUUCUUUUUUUUUUUCAAAAAUAUUCAAUGAUUUUUUUUCCCCAAAAUAUGUUUUUUUUUGUUUUUUUUUGCCUUAAUAUAAUACAAAAAUGUUGACAAUAUACAUUUUCUUCGAAAGAUAAAAGCAUUUUUUUUUUCUUGGGAAAUUUUUGACGACUUCUUUCCCUGAGAAAAUACAGAUCUUUUUUUCUAACCAGAAUAAAUGGACUCUCUUGAAAAAAAUCGACCUUCCCCCAAAGAUACAAUGUUUCUUUCUUGAUGUUUUAUCAAUCAUGAAAAAAAAUGCUCUUCUUUAAUUAUUGUGAAAUGUUUUUUUUCUUGAGAAACUAUAAAUACAUGAAUAAAAAAAAAUUCUGUUUUUCCUAUACAAACAUUUCUUGAAAAGUACGACUUUUUCCUUGUUUUUUUUUCUUUUCAAAAAUGUUUUCUUAAGUGAAAUUCAAUGACUGCAUUUUUGAAGGAAACAAAUGCACAUUUUAUGACAUUUUUU
Phycodurus eques (leafy seadragon) is the source of this 2455-nucleotide messenger RNA. It is a transcript of the gene ctns, whose product is annotated as cystinosin, lysosomal cystine transporter. The coding region runs from base 98 to 1210 and encodes 370 amino acids. The transcript has 11 exons. Gene Ontology annotation, cellular component: lysosomal membrane. Lineage: Eukaryota; Metazoa; Chordata; Actinopteri; Syngnathiformes; Syngnathidae. The record is from RefSeq and is a predicted model, not a curated record. Gene Ontology annotation, biological process: L-cystine transport. Gene Ontology annotation, molecular function: L-cystine transmembrane transporter activity.